Molecule: messenger RNA, 1516 nt
Organism: Bubalus bubalis (water buffalo)
Lineage: Eukaryota; Metazoa; Chordata; Mammalia; Artiodactyla; Bovidae
Gene: RNF32
Product: ring finger protein 32
Exons: 10
Coding region: 263-1513 (416 amino acids)
Molecular function (GO): protein binding
Source: RefSeq, a predicted model, not a curated record
GCCGCGGCGGGCCUCCGGAAAGCGGCUCCCGGCCCCGGGAGGCACGAGGCUGAUGAGCAUGCGCGCUGGUGCUAGCCUGGUGCGACGGCGGUUGCUAGGCAACGGCGAGCCGCGUCGGUGGAGGGCUCCGGCCGCGGUGGGCGUUGCGGCAGGCGGGGUGGAUUGCGCUGCAGAUGUGGUCUCCGUAGAAGAAUUAAAGGACUGGGAUAUGAAAUGAAGAUAUAAUUUGAUACAGCCCAGCAACAGCUUCUCCUGAAUCAGCAUGUUAAGGAAUAAGGGUCAUUCCUCUAAACAGGAUAACUUGGCAUUCACUGCAGUGGCCUUACAAGAUCACAUUGUACAUGACCUUCAACUUCAGAACCUUUCAGUAGCAGAUUAUUCUAAGACAAAGGUACCAAAGACAGAGAACAGAUCCAAAUCUCUAAAAAGAAAUGCAAAGGCAACAAUAGAUACUGGACUUAAGAAAACCACACAAGGUGGCCCUAAAGCGGAAGACCCAGAAAAAGACUAUGUUCUUGAUCCAAAGCCACCACCAUUAACUUUAGCACAGAAGUUGGGCCUCUUUGACCCUCCCCCGUUGCCACUGUCGGCGGAUGAAUGGGACAGAGUGAAGCAGAGGUCCGUUGAGCAGGGGGACUCCAUGCAGCCGUGCCCGAUAUGCAAAGAGGAGUUUGGACUUCAGCCGCAGGUGCUGCUCUCCUGCUCACACGUGUUCCACAGGGCUUGCCUUCAGGCUUUUGAAAAGUUCACAAAUAAAAAAACCUGUCCUCUCUGUAGAAAGAACCAGUACCAAACUCGGGUGAUCCGCGAUGGGGCCCGACUCUUCAAAAUCAAGUGUGCGACCAGGAUCCAGGCAUCCUGGCGCGGACACGUGGUCAGGAGGUGGUACCGGGACCUGAGGCGGACGGUGCCACCCGCAGAUGCCAAGCUGAGGAGGAAGUUCUUUGAAGCCAAGGCUGAGGAAGGAAGUGUGCCCGUUAACAAGUGUGAGAGCGAUGUCGGUGAGCCAUGCACCUGCAUCCACGCUGACCCUGCCCUCCGCACCCAGAACUGGCUUCCAGCUGGGGGCCUGUGCCACAGACCCUGCGACACCGGGAGCACCCCCCGACCAGGCGCCUCCCCCCAGGCCCACGGCUACCUCUGGUUCACAGAGAUCAGCCAGCGCCUGCUCUGCUCCUACUGCACGGACAUCGACGAGCUCUUCUCCGAGGUGGACCGCUGCCUGGCCAUCAACCGCAGCGUCCUGCAGCAGCUGGAGGAGCGGUGUGGCCGUGAGCUUUCCGAAGAGGAGUGGGGUGAGAUCCAGACCCAGGCCCUGCGCCGGGAGGCCCCCGACUGCCCCAUCUGCCUCACUGCGCUGGCGCCGCGGGAGACGGUCCUGCUGUCCUGCUCCCACGUGUUCCACCGCGCGUGCCUCCGCGCUCUGGAGGAGUUCUCCCUGGGGGAGAGCGCUCCUUUCCACGCCUGUCCGCUCUGCCGCUGCUGCUAUCAGAAGAGAAUUCUUGAAUGCUGAGUU